Molecule: messenger RNA, 4321 nt
Organism: Etheostoma cragini (Arkansas darter)
Lineage: Eukaryota; Metazoa; Chordata; Actinopteri; Perciformes; Percidae
Product: Golgi apparatus protein 1-like
Exons: 25
Coding region: 29-3343 (1104 amino acids)
Cellular component (GO): Golgi membrane
Molecular function (GO): fibroblast growth factor binding
Source: RefSeq, a predicted model, not a curated record
UUACGAGUAGCUUGACAGUGGUGUGAAGAUGGCGGCGUACAGACACCCUGCGCUGCUGCCGCUGCUGUUAUCUUGCGUGUGUCUCUGCGGUUUCGGCUCCGUCCUCGGCUUGAAGGAUGCCAGCGGCCCGGCCGAGCCACCCAACCCGCCCGUCCUCAGAGCGGUUGAUCCCCCGGCCAAGAAUGCACCUGCCGCCGCUGCUGCUGCCGCUGCUGCCGCUGGGGCCUCCCAGCCUCGAAGGGCGACCAGUUGGAAGCUGUCGGAGGAGGCGGCCUGCCGCGAGGACCUGUCCCGCCUCUGCCCCAAACACACCUGGACUAACAACCUGGCCGUGCUGGAGUGCCUGCAGGACCGCAGAGAGGAAUCUGACAUUGCUCCUGACUGUAACCAUCUUCUGUGGAACUAUAAACUUAAUCUGACCACAGAUCCAAAGUUUGAGUCGGUGGCCAUGGAGGUCUGCAAGAGCACCAUCAAUGAGAUUAAGGAGUGUAACGAGGAGGAGCGAGGGAGGGGCUACCUGGUGUCCUGUCUGGUGGAUCACCGUGCCAACGUCAGCGAGUACCAGUGCAACCAGUACAUCACCAAGAUGACGAGCAUCGUCUUCAGCGACUACAGACUGAUCUGCGGCUUCAUGGACAAAUGUAAAGACGACAUCAACAGCCUGCGCUGCGGCAGCAUCAACGUGGGACACAAGGACGUCCACUCUCAGGGCGAGGUCAUCGCCUGUCUGGAGAAGGCGCUGGUUUGGGAGGCGGAGCAGCAGGAUCACGUUCAUCCAAUCAAAGAGGAGUGCCAGAGGGCCAUCCUGCGGGUGGCGGAGCUGUCGUCGGACGACUUUCACCUCGACCGACAUCUUUACUUCUCCUGCAGAGCCGACCGCGAGAGAUUCUGUCGAAACACUCAGGCAGGGGAAGGGAAAGUCUACAAGUGUCUGUUCAAUCACAAGUUUGAGGAGGCCAUGUCAGAAAAGUGCCGUGACGCUCUGACCACCCGUCAGAAGCUGAUCUCUCAGGACUAUAAAGUCAGUUACUCUCUGGCUAAAGCCUGUAAGGUGGACCUGAGGAAGCAGCGGUGCAGCCUGGACGCCAACCUGCCGCGGGCGCGCGAGGCCCGGCUGUCCUACCUGCUGCUGUGUCUGGAGGCCGCCGUGCACCGCGGUCGUCCAGUCAGCGGCGAGUGUCAGGGGGAGAUGCUGGACUACCGGCGGAUGCUCAUGGAGGAUUUCUCCCUGAGUCCGGAGAUUGUGCUGCACUGCCGCACGGAGAUCGAGGCUCACUGCUCUGGCUUGCACCGCAAAGGCCGCACUCUGCACUGCCUGAUGAGGGUCGGACGCGGCGACCGCAGCACCACGGUCGACAGCAUCUGCCAGAGCGCCCUGCAGACUUUGAUCCAGUCCGCCGACCCCGGAGCAGACUACAGGAUCGACCGGGCGCUCAACGAGGCCUGCGAGUCCGUCAUCCAGACCUCCUGCAAACACAUCCGCACCGGAGACCCAAUGAUCCUCUCGUGCCUGAUGGAGCACCUGUACACGGAGAAGAUGGUGGAGGACUGUGAGCACCGGCUGUUGGAGCUGCAGUAUUUCAUAUCCAGAGACUGGAAACUGGACCCCAUCCUGUAUAAGAAGUGUCAGGGUGACGCUGCUCGCCUCUGCCACACACACGGCUGGAACGAGACCAGCGAGCUGAUGCCGCCGGGCGCCGUCUUCUCCUGUCUGUACCGCCACGCCUACCGCACCGAGGAGCAGGGACGCCGGGUAAAUUCAGCUGAGCAGUUAUCUCGGGACUGUAAGGUGGAGGUUCAGAGGAUUCUCCGUCAGAGGGCGCUGGAUGUGAAGUUGGACCCUGAGCUGCAGAGACGCUGCAUGACCGACCUCGGCAAGUGGUGCAGCGAGAAGACGGACGCUGGACAGGAGCUGGAGUGUCUGCAGGACCAUUUGGAGGACCUGGUGUCAGCCUGCAGGGAGGUUGUGGGCAACCUGACCGAGCUGGAGUCAGAGGACAUCCAGAUUGACGCUCUGCUCAUCAGAGCCUGUGAGCCUGUCACUCAGGCCUACUGCCAUGUGAGUACUGUCCUUCCCUUCGUCUUUCACAGGGAGGAGGUUCCUCGUCCCCCGUGCCGCAGGGUGGACGUCGUCCUCUGUCUCAGCACCACGGUGAAGAACGACACGCUGCAGGACGCCAGGGAGCAGCGGGUUUCACUCAAAUGUCGUAAACAGCUGCGUGUGGAGGAGCUGGAGAUGUCGGAGGAUAUUCGGUUGGAGCCCGAGUUGUACGAUCCCUGUAAGUCGGACAUCAGCCGCCUGUGUCCCAACGUGGCCUUCGGGAACGCUCAGAUGAUCGAGUGUCUGAAGGAGCAGAAGAAGCAGCUGAGUCAGCGCUGCCACCAGCGGAUCUUCAGGCUGCAGGAGGUGGAGAUGACCGACCCCGAGCUCGACUACCAGCUGAUGAGAGUCUGCAAGCAGAUGAUCAAGCGGUUCUGUACCGACGCGGAUGCCAGAAACGUCCUUCAGUGUCUGAAACAGAACAAGAACAGCGAGUUGAUGGAUCCCAAGUGCAAACAGAUGAUCACCAAGAGACAGAUCACGCAGAACACGGACUACAGGUUGAACCCGCUGUUGAGGAAGGCUUGUCGAGCCGACAUCCCAAAGUUCUGCCAGCCCAUCCUGAACAAGGCGAGCGAGGACAGCGAGCUGGAGGGCCAGGUCAUCGCCUGCCUCAAACUCAAAUACGCUGACCAGAAGUUGUCUUCAGAUUGUGAAGACCAGAUCAGAGUGAUCCUGCAGGAGUCGGCGCUCGACUACAGACUCGACCCACAGCUGCAGAUGCACUGCACAGAUGAGAUCUCCAGGUUGUGUGCGGAGGAGGCAGCAGCCCAGGAGCAGACCGGUCAGGUGGAAGAAUGUCUCAAAGUCAAUUUGCUGAAAAUCAAACUGGAAGCCUGUAAAAAGGAAGUCCUGAACAUGCUGAAGGAGAGUAAGGCGGACAUCUUUGUGGACCCGGUCCUCCACACAGCCUGUGCUCUGGACCUCAAACACCACUGUGCUGCCAUCAUGCCCGGCAGAGGACGACAGAUGUCGUGUCUGAUGGAGGCGCUACAGGACAAGAGAGUUCGUCUGCAGCCCGAGUGUAAGAAAAGACUUCAAGACCGCAUCGACAUGUGGAGCUACGCUGCCAAGAUGGCGCCAGCGGAGGGCUUCUCAGACCUGGCGGUGCAGGUGAUGACUUCGCCUUCCAAGAACUACAUCCUGCUCAUGAUCGCGCUGAGCGUGUGCAUCCUCUUCCUGGUGGGUCUGCUGUGUGGACGGAUCACCAAGCGAGUGACGAGGGAACUGAAGGACCGGUAGAGGACCAGAGCGCUCUAACAAAAGACUGACUCCUCGCACCUUCCUCCUCGUCCUCCUCUUCCUCCUCCUCCUCUUCCAGAUGGCCGGUCUGUAACCAGCCUACCUGCACAGUGCCAACGCCAGUGCCCACAAUUGGAACCCCUGUUUCUUGGCUGCUGCUGAAUAUUUGCAUCAAAAUACAAACUGUUCCCCCGACUCUCACAUAAACCUUAAAUUCUCUCCACCUGGGCGUCUCCAACAUGAGUUUCUGAUUGGAGUGAUUUUUCAUUUCUUCCCCUCGUUGGUAUUUCUGCCCCCCACCCAACCACCACCACACAUCUGCUUUUGCCGAGGAUGUUGUCUGGGAUCUUCUGACAUCUUUUAAGUUUCCAAAUAAGCUGUUAAUAAGUUGAUGUGACUGAGGGCUGCUGAGUCUGAGGUUGGGAUGCUUUCCACUCGCUGAGUCCUGAUGCUUGUUUCUGUGAUAUUUAAAGGAGACUGGAGCAUGUAGAGCAACAGGACGUUUUGUUUUUGAUCUUCUUUGUUUUUCUAAGUGACUGUGGUUGCCUGAAUCGCACACGGAAAACUCAAACUUUUGGGGUUGAAUUCUUUGAGACGUUCCGGUCGCUUUUCAAAAGUUUUCUUAUGAAUCAUGAAGUCUCAUCCUUUUCACUCCUGUACAGGAUCACGUCCGGCUCGCUGCAUCACGUUUUGGAUUCUUCUGGAUAUUUUCACCACGAUCUGUGUCGUCCCCUGGUCGUUUGCCUUUAAUGAACGCAAUCGGUCACAUAACACACAGAGAGGCUUCAUCUUCUGCAGUAUUUAACUGAACCUGGCUGUGCACAAACAUGAGCAGUUUAUUUUCUGAAACUUGUGUAACUGAUGUUGUUCUCUGCAUACAAAGCUCUGUCUGAUAAAGUAUGUAUCAAAGACAUACUGGAGGUCAGACUUUAUUAAACCUGCAUCCAGCUGUUAACAUGAUGAUGAUUUCCCCUCGGA